CCCGCCGCCCACUCCGGUCUCGCUCCCGGCUGCCCCCGCUCGCUGUCCGGCUGCUUCGCACGCCCGCCUCCGCGCGAGCGCGAGCUCGACCGCGCCGUUCCCCUACUGCGCGCAGCAGUACUCCCUGCCGGCCUCCCCCCUGCGGCCUCCACCCAGCCGCCGGGUCGCUGCCGCCCCGCCGCCGGUCUCGCUGACUCGUGCAGGCACAACGCAGGGGCUGCUGGCCGCUGCCUACUACUCCGCUUUGGGCAGGGUAAGCCCGCACCCCACAGGGCCACAGAAGAUCAACCUCGGUUGAGCAAAUAGGAAUUUGUGCCUGUGAUUCUGUGGUGCGGGUGCAAUUCCAGAGCCUUCUGGGUCCAGCUGAACUCCCUAUGCCCCACGUUUAGUCUUUUCCUGCAUGGACCGGUGCAGGAUCUGGUGGCCGCGCCAGCAACAUCAGUCUGAAUUGGAGUCCGUCUCUACCAGAUAUCUCCUGUUCGGAUGGCUCUUCCCCCAUGCGGGAUCAGUCGACAUUGUUGUCGCGGCGUUCGUCUCCGAGGGAGAGAUCUUGCGGUCUUUCCCCAACCUCGACACCUUCCAGACUGCUAUCUUUUCCUCAAAUAAAAGGAUGCCAACAGUGCUACAAGAAUCUGCAGCAUUUACCAUCCUUGGGGAUUGUGUUGUACAUCUUCCAAGAGAUUUUGAAGGCUGCUGUGUUAAGCAAAAAUAUCAGCCGUUGCGGGCUCAAGUUGUUCAGACACAGCAUUCUGACACAAAGCAAGACUGUUCUAUUGCAUUUAAUGGACCAUUGGGAAUUGAAGAUCAAGACCAAAGUGAGAGUAAUGGAGAAUGGGAAUGUGAUUGUAGUGUAUUAGACGGUUUUCUGGAUACUUACAAGAAGUCAGUAGUGAAAGGUGGUGACUGGGUGCACUUCUGCUGUAAGCUUGACAAGAGCUUGAAAUGCAAUCUGAAUCAAAUUCCAGUGCUUCACCAUUUGCAUCUUGAUGACCAGAAGGCUGAAAUUAAUCAUUGCCACGUCAUACUUUAUGAUAUUCCUGUUGCUGGUAGAAACCAUUUCUCGCUGGGUGAGGAUGCACCUUAUAGGAUGAAGUCUCCCUUCAAAAAGCCAAAUUGGAUAAAUAAUCUGCAAAAGAGAAGGCCAUUUCUUGAUUUGGAUCCGAUUGUGUUGGCGCUUAAUUGUUCAAAUUCAGCUAGAUUGUCAGUUGCUUGGAAAACUACUAAUAACAGUUCUGCGGCUCAUUUCUUGUUUGCAACUGUGUUUGAUGCCUUAGUUCAAGUGGUACAACAUUUGACAGGAAUAAUUUUAGCUUCAGUAUCGACUAUUAUCUACAUCUUCAUUCAACUGUUCCGAAAAUGUUUGAGCCAUGUCUCUGAGCACUUUAUAUUACAAAAGGUUUUCAGACACUCAUGGAAAAACAUGCAUCUCCGUUGUUCCCAAAUUCUCUAUUGGCCGAUUUUCCUCCAAGAUACUUCCCUAAGCUCCUCUGUUAAUGUCGAAUAUGCACACAGAGCUGCAAUCCAGAAGCAUGCUUUAUGGUCAAAUAUUAUCAUGGAUCUUCUGAUGGGUUUCAUCCUUGGAGCAGCACUAUUGUUGAACAUGGAGACUAUUUGCUCUUGGAUUUUUGCUCUUCUUCACUACAUGACAGAUGCUGUCUUGAGAUCUGGUUGUGUGUGGCUGAUGGGUGUUCCAGCAGGCUUUAAGCUGAAUACUGAGUUAGCAGAGCUUCUAGGCAUGAUUUCUCUGAAUGCAAUCCAAAUAUAUUCUACCCUUUGGUUCAUGGUGGGAGGCUUCCUUAGGCAUAUAAUUCAAGGCCUUGCAUUUUCUGGAAUUCUUUUAGGCUUCACGGUUCCUGUUUCAAUCUUCAUUGACAUUAUCCAGCUUGCGACGUUGCAUGUUACCAUGCUUCAGUGGUUAAUCUCCUUAAUAUAUUCAAGGCAGAUUCAGACAGUGACAUCAUUGUGGCGUCUUUUCAGAGGGCGCAAGUGGAAUCCUCUUAGGCAGAGAUUAGAUAGCUAUGACUACACGGUUGAACAACAUGUGGUUGGUUCACUGUUGUUUACACCAGUCUUGCUUCUUCUACCCACAGCUUCUAUAUUCUACAUAUUUUUCUCUAUCUUGAGCAGCACAAUCAUCUGUUUGUGUAUAGUGUUGGAAACUGCAAUUUGUAUAAUCCACUCCACUCCUUACGCUGCGGUAAUUCUAUGGGUGACGAGGAGGCAAAGGUUUCCUGCUGGAUUAAUGUUCCUUCCUAUGUCAUCGUCAUCUGUAUCUACUGAUGAUGAUGCUCUAUCAGUUGAAUAUCAUUCAACCAGUUUAUCUGGCGAAAGGAAAACAGAUGAACCCAUCCAUGUACAUUCAGUACCACUAGUUUCAGAACUUAACUGUAACUAUAACACCCUCGGACAAGUAAUCGGGCCACAUUACCAGAAAGUUUUCAACGGGAUUGCUCUCCCCUUCUGCAAACAACUGGCACAUGGAAUCCUUAGGGGCACAAGGUUGCUACUUAUCUUGUUGUUUAGGUUUAUUCCUUAUUAUGGCAUUCGUGACACUAUCUUCUUUGUUAUGCCAGGAUACCUACAACGCUGCAUCUGCCGUCGUCUCCACUGCCCUGGAUGCAUAUUGGCAUUAGAGAAUACUGGAUGCUUUGCCGUCGCGCAACCAAGUGGGGAAGGAAUUAAAAGUUUUCCGCUUAUGAUUAACUAUUAGUCGCUCAGAGAAUUUUGCUUAGUUGCCACCGUUUUGCAGUGGAUGUUUCGCUUUAGUUGCCUUAACACAGUAACAAAUGUUGGUAGUUGCCAAGAUGUUGCGUUGUGGACUGCUUUGUAGCACUGAUACCAUUUGUAGUUGAGGAAUCGACACGUAGGAAAUUAAUGUGUUUGUUACAAGCAUACAAGUUCUUCACGUGAGCGUAAAUGCCUUGCAACCAACAUAC
This is a messenger RNA of Triticum dicoccoides, 2936 nucleotides long. RefSeq lists its product as uncharacterized. Bases 401 to 2710 code for a protein of 769 amino acids. Gene Ontology annotation, cellular component: membrane. The transcript is spliced from 9 exons. Lineage: Eukaryota; Viridiplantae; Streptophyta; Magnoliopsida; Poales; Poaceae. The record is from RefSeq and is a predicted model, not a curated record. Gene Ontology annotation, biological process: GPI anchor biosynthetic process.